UGCGUUAGUUAUCAAACCACACUGUAUUCUCUCCUUCGUUAACACUCGGGGUGCGUUCUUAAAUUCGCAACGGAUGUAGCUAGAUACAUCUGUUGUACAGUUGCGUUCUUAAAUUCUCAACAGAUGUAGCUGAAUGCAUCUUAUUGUGCAUUAUUGUGAGUGUUAAGUGUAGACACGUUUAUUUUAGUCUAAAAAAUCAAACAAUACAAUGUCAUUAAUUGAAGUUGAUUUUGCAAAUGAACCAUGGCCAAUUAUUAAAGACAUUGUAUCAACAAAAAUGUACGAGCGAUUUUGCAAUGAUACAACACUAAGUAAGGAUUAUCACGAGAUGCUAUUAAAACAAAGAGAUAUUUUUUAUUCACCAGUCUUAGAUAAAGGUACCUUAAUAGAAAUAGAUAUUACUGGUGGAAAAUACAAAUAUAAAGAGUUAAUAACAGCAAACAUGUUUCUCCGAAUGCAUAAUGAUACUACAUUGAAAGAAGAUUGGAAAGAAAUGCUUUCACUGAAAAUGAAUAUAAAAUGUGAAAAUGAUGAAAUGGAUGAAUUUAUCUAUAUUGAUAAAAAUAAAAAUAAUACUUGCACUGAAACACAGUUUCCUGAAUGUAGUGAAUCUAGUUCAUCCACCUCAUUUAUAUAUACUCCGUCGGCUUUAGAUGAUGUUCAAUGGCUACUUAAAAAAACGUGGUUUUUCAUCGAAGAACGUUUCAAACGCGAAAAAAAGUUUCAGAAUCCUAAAUCUCAUGUUGAUAAAUAUUGGAAUGAAAUUCUUCAGUUAAUGAUUAGUAAUGGUUAUACGGAGUGCAAAAAAAAAGGGAUACAUGGCUUAAAAACAAAAUUUAAAAAUCUUAUGGUUUCCUAUAGAAGAAAUGCAGAUAAAAGACGAAAAAAGACUGGAGAAUCUUCAAUAAAAUGGCCAUAUUUUGACCGUUUUGAUGAAGUUUAUGGAGAAAAGAACAAUGUGAAUCCACCAAAAACACAUUUGGCAAGUACAUUUACUGCAACUCAAAAAAGAAAGAAAAAUGACAUAGAAUUGGCUUCAGCAGAAAACAAAGAAAAUGGAGAUGAGUUAGAUUCAGAUACAGUUGAAGUUGAAAAUGCACAAUUUAUUGAUGAUUAUACAGAUGAUUCUUCAUCUACUAAUGAAAGUACAGUACAAAUUAAGAAAAAACGACUUUCGGUAAAUGAGAAAAUGGUUGAAAUAUUGGAUAGGAAUCUUCAAACAAAAAUAGAUCAAUGGCAGGAAAAAAAAGCUCUGAAAGAGUUACAAAAUAAAGCACUUAUGUACGUAGGUGACUGCAUAAAAUCUUUAUGCAAUAAAAAGGAAGACAAUAAUAAUUAAAAAUAAGACAAAGACGUGAAGAGGAAUUGAAGAUAAUGUAUUCUUUCAUUGUGUUAUAAAAAAGCAAAUACUAUACGUGUUACGAAAAGAAAGGAGUUCCAAAAAAAAAAGGAGAUCAGACACAACGCGGAUCCGCGGCGCUCACUCCGGCAAGGAUGAGAUGAGGAAAAAUUACUUGUCGUGUAUUAAUCGGAAAAUAAUAAACAAAAAACUAUGGUUUUCUAUGAGACAGCUCCGUUUAAUUCUUGACUCGCAAAAAAAUACAACGGCGGGUAUUCGCUAACGCAGCCACUUGCGAGUUUCGGCGCGAAGCACGCGCGACAACGAGAGAGAAGAAAAGGCGCGCUUUUUCUCUCUGAGACAGAAUUGCGGUCUGUGCUCUGCGACGGUCUAGCGAGUCACUGGCUCGCGAGCAACGGGGUCCUUGUCUCCCCGAACCUCCGGAGGAGUCGAUCACACACGGAUCCGACUCAAAAGCACGGAGUGAACACGACUCCUCCAGAAGGUCGAGAUGUUGACAACAGGCCCCCGCGUACCAUCGAUCUCACGCGGCUCGCCAGUGACAUCCACGGAUCGCGGAGGCCGCCGAUUCGAGCAAAACAUCGAGGGCUCGACUUGCCGCUAGCGAGAGCGCGAGCGCCCGAUAAUUCGCGUUAUUCGCGCUUAUUUACUAAACAAUACGAGAUAUAAAUGAUAGACAUGGACUUGAGGUACAAAUUAUGGAGUUUGGUCAGAUACCAAAACAAAUGUUUAUUUUAACGUUUUU
Molecule: messenger RNA, 2105 nt
Organism: Monomorium pharaonis (pharaoh ant)
Lineage: Eukaryota; Metazoa; Arthropoda; Insecta; Hymenoptera; Formicidae
Exons: 4
Coding region: 209-1339 (376 amino acids)
Source: RefSeq, a predicted model, not a curated record